AUGGCUGUCGCCGCGCCCGCGGAGCAGCAGCAGGAGCAGCAGCAACAGCAGCAGCAACACGAAGAGCAGCAGCAGCAGCAGCAGCAAGUCGGCAACCAUGAAACUGCCCCUCGACGAUGGACUACCCGCUGGCGCCGGCAGGCCAAUGGGCCCCGGCAGCAGCCGAAGCAGAAGCAGCAGCAGCAACAGGAGCAGCAGCAUGAGCAGCAACAAGAGCAGCAGCAGCAACAAGCGCACCAGCCGCAGCAGGAGCAGCAACAGCAGCAAGAGCAGGACCACCAGCCGCAGCAAGAUCAUCAGCAGCAACAUGAACAGGAGCAGCAGCAAGAACAGCGGCAAGAACAGCAGCAGCAACAGCAGAUGCAGCGACAGCAACAGCAGAAAACAGCUCCUACAACUCCUGAGGAAGCAUUAGCCUUUCUUGCUGCUGCUGCAGCUCAAUCGCAGCAGCGGCAACAGCGGUCGUUGCUGCUGCAGCAGUGUCAGCAGCAGCUGCUGCAGAGCGUGCAGCGCCACGGCGGCUGCAGCAGCAGCAGCAGCAGCAACCAGCUGCCUCAGCAGCUCCCAUUUGCUGUGGUGUAUACGGCUUCUUGCUGCCGCAGCAAACCGGAAAGGGAAGCAGCAGACAACUGCUGCCGCUGCGGUUGCUGCAGCAGCGGCUGCACCAACAGCAACAGCACGAGGAAGGGCUACGAGGUUGGCGUUGCUCUUGGGGGCCUCUGCCGCAUUUUCUGUCUUCAAUUUGCUGCUCUAGGCCCCUCCAAAGUUGAGGUUUGGCUUCCUGCAGAUCCGGGGCGGUCAGACACAGCAGCAGCAGCAGCAGCAGCACCGGGGAGCAAAGCAGCAGCAGGAGCAACAGGAGGCGCAGCAGCAGACACAGCAGCAGGCGCAGCAGCAGACGCAGCAGCAGGCGCAGCGGGAGCAGGAUCAGCAGCAGCUUUACCAGACGAAAGCUGCGGCGUAUGCUGUCGCUGCUGCUUCUGCCCUCCUCCGCCUGCACCUGCUGCUGCUGCUGCUGCUGCAGUUGGUGCAGCAUAUUUGGGGUGUACGUACACCAGAGCGGGCUUUGUACGUCUGCAGCAGCCGAUGGAGCUAAAAUGUGUGCGGCUGCCUCAGCACACGCAUUCUAAUUUUAUUAAAAUCGUUUGCUUCACAGCAGCAGCAGCAAACGACAUCAGCCCCCACGCUGUGGCUAAGCUACAGCAUGACACUGCUGAGAUAUUUAGCCGUUUGCUGUCGUUGAUACGAGAGAAGGCAGCAGCAGCACAGGCAGCAGCUGCUAAAGCACCAGCAGCAGCAGCAGCAGCACCGUUUGCAGCAGCAGCCGCAGCGUUUGCAGCAGCGACAGCAGCAGCAGCAGCAGCAGCAGCAGCAGUGUUAGAAUGCAUGUGCGAUGCAGACGCUGAUGCGCUCAUUGAGAGUUGGGGGAUCGCCUGCCCCUGGAGCUGCCUGCCCGGGCAUCAGAGCGCUGCUGCAGCAGCAGCAGCUGGGCUUGUUUGCGAAAUGUUUGUGUUUGCUGCUGUGCUGCAGCAGCAGCGCCAGUCGCAGCAGCAGCAGCAGCAGGUGUGGGGAGGGGGAGCGUUGCCUCCUGGGGGCGGCCGCCGCAUCAGUGCCUUCUUGCUGCAGCAGCUGCUGCUGCUGCAGCAGGCGAAGCAGCAGCGAGCGCAUGCAGAGUUAUUUAACAGCGCAGCGAGAAUACACCAAGCCCUGAAUAAAGUGCUGCAGGCUCUGCCGAAGGUGCAGGUCUUAGAAGCUAAAAAGGAAGCUGCGGUGGCUCGAGACGACUUUGCUGCUGCUGCUGCAGCGCAGCAGCAGCUGCAAAGCAUAGCUUCUUUGCUGCGUCGUUCUGUUGCUGCUGCGCUGCUGCUGCAGGGAGACAAAGACCCUCUAAACCCUUCCGAUGAAGAGCUCUCCGAGGCGGAGCUGCUUCGCUGCCUAAACCAGCGACUCCCAUCGUUUGACACGGACGAUCAGACUGACGAGCGCAAAGAGAAACCACAGGACGCCCCAGUGCCCAGCCGAGCAGCAGCAGCAGCAACAGCAGCAGCAGCAGCAGCAGCAGGGUCUGCAUUCGACUCGGGCGAUCUAGCUCCUUUGUUAGCCUUUUGGGAGCCAAGCACUUUGGAGUGUAUCUGCAGCAAAUCCUCAGAUAAAAGGGCUGAGGGGUUUGCUGCUCUGCUGCAGCGGCUGCAGCAAGAAGAAGAGCUGCGGCAACAGCACCAGCGUAAGCCCCUGCAGCAGCAGCAGCAGCAGAAGCAGCAGCAGCAGCAGCAGCAGCAGAUAGGUCCUGCGCCCCCGAGGCCUGCUGCAGCUGCUGCCCAGGCAGCUGCUGCUGCAUUUGCAUGUCUUAGAGACCCGUGCCACGGCACCUUUUGCGCUGCUGCUGCUGCUGCUGUUGCUGCUGCUGCUGCUGCUGCUGCUGAUGCUGAUGCUGCUGCUGCUGCUGCUGCUGCUGUUGCUGCUGAUGCUGCCGCUGCUACUGCUGCUGCUGCAAAAUAUGGUGCUGCUAAUAAGCGCAGAGAUAUUGACAGCUCUGACGGAUCAACCGGCAGUUCCUACCGCAUAUUUUCACAGCCCGGCGUUUAUGGAGGUGCUUGA
This is a messenger RNA of Eimeria acervulina, 2598 nucleotides long. RefSeq lists its product as hypothetical. Gene Ontology annotation, biological process: negative regulation of DNA-templated transcription; positive regulation of DNA-templated transcription. The record is from RefSeq and is a predicted model, not a curated record. The transcript has 10 exons. Gene Ontology annotation, cellular component: nucleoplasm. The coding region runs from base 1 to 2598 and encodes 865 amino acids. NCBI's taxonomy places the organism in Eukaryota, Apicomplexa, Conoidasida, Eucoccidiorida, Eimeriidae.